This is a messenger RNA of Magnolia sinica, 3193 nucleotides long. RefSeq names its product carotenoid cleavage dioxygenase 8 homolog B, chloroplastic. The transcript has 6 exons. Gene Ontology annotation, biological process: carotene catabolic process. Gene Ontology annotation, molecular function: carotenoid dioxygenase activity. Gene Ontology annotation, cellular component: chloroplast. The record is from RefSeq and is a predicted model, not a curated record. Bases 24 to 1703 code for a protein of 559 amino acids. NCBI's taxonomy places the organism in Eukaryota, Viridiplantae, Streptophyta, Magnoliopsida, Magnoliales, Magnoliaceae.
AUCUCUUACCACCUUAAGCUUCCAUGGCCUCUACAACGUUUUCAGUUGCCGGAAAAUCCAUUUUCCCGUCCACGCCGUCAGAUUCCGUUCAACCCGGCCGUCUGCCACAUGGGUUUCUCUCCAAGUGUAUUCUACCGAUAAAACGCGGCCCGUUGGACACACAUGUGGCCCGCGUCGCCACCAAACCUUCUGUUUUUGUUCCACCAACGCCACCGCUGCCACCAACGGAAACUGACUUUGAGAAGAAGCUGGCAGCAUGGAAGAGCGUCCGGCAAGAGCGUUGGGAAGGAGAGCUGGAAGUGGACGGCGAAAUUCCGUCAUGGCUGAGUGGGACCUACUUAAGGAACGGCCCAGGGAUGUGGCAUAUAGGAGACUACAAUUUCCGGCAUCUCUUCGACGGCUAUGCCACCCUCGUCCGCCUCCACUUCGAGAACGGCCGCCUAAUCGCGGGCCACCGACAGAUUGAAUCGGAGGCAUACAAGGCAGCCAUGAAGAACAACAAGCUAUGUUACAGAGAAUUCUCCGAGGCACCGAAGACCGACAACUUCCUAGCUUACAUGGGUGACCUAGCCAGCCUCUUCUCCGGUGCAUCUCUAACCGAUAACGCAAACACCGGCGUCGUUAGGCUAGGAGAUGGCCGCGUUGUAUGCUUGACGGAGACGAUCAAGGGAUCGAUCGAGGUGGACCCAGCCACAUUAGAUACAAUUGGGAAGUUUGAGUAUGAUGACAAUUUAGGGGGACUGAUCCACUCAGCCCACCCGAUCGUGACGGAGUCAGAGUUCCUGACACUUUUGCCGGACCUGGUGCGGCCGGGCUACACAGCGGUCAGGAUGGAGCCAGGAAGUAAUGAGAGGAAAGUGAUAGGAAGGGUGGAUUGUCGGGGUGGGCCAUCUCCGGGGUGGGUCCACUCGUUCCCUGUGACCGAGCACUAUAUCAUUGUGCCAGAGAUGCCAUUGAGAUAUUGCGCCCAGAAUCUACUAAGAGCGGAGCCCACACCAUUAUACAAGUUCGAGUGGCACCCAGACUCCAAAGGAUUCAUGCAUGUCAUGUGUAAAGCCAGCGGCAAGAUCGUAGCGAGCGUGGAGGUUCCGCUGUAUGUGACGUUUCAUUUCAUCAACGCCUACGAAGAAGAAGAUGAGGAUGGGAGGGUGACUGCGAUUGUCGCUGACUGCUGUGAGCACAACGCAGACACGACCAUACUCGAUAAGCUUAGGCUACAGAAUCUCCGAUCAUAUUCCGGCGAAGACGUAUUGCCUGAUGCCAGGGUUGGACGUUUUAUCAUACCCUUAGAUGGGAGCCCAAAGGGAGAAUUAAUGGCAGCAUUAGACCCAAAUGAACAUGGCAAGGGCAUGGACAUGUGCAGCAUCAACCCUGCCUACUUGGGGAAGAAGUACAGAUAUGCUUAUGCUUGUGGGGCCCAGCGCCCUUGCAAUUUCCCCAACACCCUCACAAAGAUUGAUUUGGUGGAGAAGAAAGCCAAGAACUGGUACGAUGAAGGUGCUGUUCCCUCCGAACCCUUCUUUGUAGCUAGGCCGGGUGCUACCGAGGAGGAUGACGGUGUGGCAAUCUCCAUGAUUAGCGAUAAAAAUGGCGAAGGAUAUGCAUUGUUGCUUGAUGGAUCCACCUUUGAAGAGAUCGCCAGAGCCAAGUUCCCGUAUGGCCUUCCGUAUGGCCUCCAUGGAUGCUGGGUUCCGAAGAAUUAAGAAGAUCCAAUUAUCAAGCAAAAAAUAAAAAAAAAUCAUUGUAUAAAAUGACAGUGCAUUGGUUCAUGGUCUUCAAUGUGUAUAAGCAGCAAGAGAAUAGCUCUGAUGCAACACGGUGUUGGGUCCCGUUGGCUCGACCCAGAGCAUCUGUAGGUUUGGAUGUUAGCUACUUCGUAGUAGCUUUCAGGUUCGCUCGGACCAGGGCAUCUGUAGUUUUGAUGUAGCUACUUUUAAGUAGCUUUCAGGUGUUACGUGGUGUAUGUGUGUAGAAGUUACAUGAGCCCGCACGUGUGGAGCCGUUCAUCCACACGCAGGCACAGCUUAUGCCAAUAUGGCACGCGUGUAUGGGGUUCAAGAUUUCCAUCAGGUGAGACACUGUUUAGAUCUAGUGGCCUACAACAGGUUGUUCCCCUCCUCAGGUGGGCCAGUGUGUAAGACAAAUGGACAGUCUCUUUGUUUUGUACAGUGUGACCCAGUGAGUGAGACUGGCCUGUUUUACAGGCAAGAUCUAAACUGCCCCACAUGAUGGAUCGGACACUGCACGUAAGUGCCAUAUUGGCACGUGUGCUUGCAUGUGGGUGCAAGGUCCACACGUGUGUGGACUUGGCCACCCUCAUUUGUGUAAUAAUCAAAGUUAGUCAUGUAUGUAGAUGGCCAUGUAUACGUGAUUGUGCAAAUCAAUGCAUCCAUUGUUACAUUUGUUGGAAUGAACUAAGGUUUGAAGUAUUGUGACAAAUCAGUACAUAACAGCAUCGUCCAUGAACAAUACGGCUGUAUCAGCCCAAAAAUAAAAUAAAAAAUGGCUCAGUGGUGCAUUUCAAUACUGAGGUCAUGGGUUCGAAUGCCCAUGUAAGUAGAUACGUUUCAACGCUGAGGUCAUGGGUUCGAAUGUCCAUGUGGUGUGGGGUGUGUGUUUAAAAAAUAAAAAAUAAACACACAAGCGAGUUAUUUGAUACUCCAGCUCUAGUACACUUGAUAUGCAGGCAUCACAUGUUGUACAUAAGGUGUAUAUCAACUCAACCCAGUCACUAAGUCACAGCGCCAAAAUCACAUUGAUUGAACAAUCCCAAACUCUGGUUUGCGGACGCUUGAAUGUUGAAACAGAACCAUUGGAUAUUUUUCAAUUUUAACCAUAGUUUAAAUGUCGGCCUAUCUGACAGCCAGGUGAUCCAAUAAUCUAACUAUUGGUUGAUGAUACAUCUAAACUGGGACCCAUACCUUGGAAAGUUCAGUUUAAAUUACUAGGAUGCCAACUAAUCCAAUUUCUAAGUCAUCUCUCAAGUCGGCAUAUCAUCCAUCACACCCUGCUAAAGUUAUUCUUGAGAAUACAAAAAAUGAGGGGACAUGAAGCCAUUUGAAUUUAGAAUGGCCGACAUGAUGGUGAUGAUUAUGGCCAUAUUGUGUAAAAAGGCACUGACAUCUACACAGCCAGCAUGUUGAUAGAUCAACAGGGGAGGGUGCAAAUGGAUCCCAAAAACAAGUUCAAUGCG